Hemiscyllium ocellatum (epaulette shark) is the source of this 2595-nucleotide messenger RNA. It is a transcript of the gene slc25a44a, whose product is annotated as solute carrier family 25 member 44a. The record is from RefSeq and is a predicted model, not a curated record. The coding region runs from base 263 to 1204 and encodes 313 amino acids. The transcript is spliced from 4 exons. Gene Ontology annotation, biological process: branched-chain amino acid catabolic process; transmembrane transport. Gene Ontology annotation, cellular component: mitochondrion. Lineage: Eukaryota; Metazoa; Chordata; Chondrichthyes; Orectolobiformes; Hemiscylliidae. Gene Ontology annotation, molecular function: branched-chain amino acid transmembrane transporter activity.
CGCUCGCUGUCAACCGUCGGCGAGACGACCCCAGGCUUUCCGCUCAGACCGGGGUCCCGGAGGUGGACCACACCACCCCGACCCCGGGAAUUCCGCCUCCAUCCCUUCAGAACACACCCGCUCGACCUCCCUCCUCCCAGAAUGGAGAAACCGCUCUCUGAAACGAAGAAGGUGACCUUUGACCGUUGACCCAGAGAAGCCGGGAAUCCUCAGCAGCAGAAUCCCAGGCUACUGUCGAUUUCAACUCCAUCAGUUAUCAAAAAUGCAAGAAAAGCGAAAUGUUCAGAUAAUCGAAUGGGAUGACUUGGACAAGAAAAAAUUCUACUGUAUUGGUGUUUUGAUGACUCUGUCUUUGCGGCUUACAGUGUAUCCAGCUGCACUAAUUAGGACAAGGCUUCAGGUACAAAAGGGGAAGAGUUAUUACCACGGCACUUUUGACGCAUUCAUUAAAAUCCUACGAGCCGAAGGCAUACGAGGACUUUACAGGGGAUUUCUGGUGAACACAUUGACCCUAAUCUCUGGCCAAGGAUAUAUUACAACAUACGAGCUGGUACGUGUCUAUGUGGCCAACUACAGCAAUAGUAAUGCUGUUAAGUCACUCGUAGCAGGAGGCGCAGCAUCACUUGUGGCACAGAGCAUUAUUGUGCCUAUUGAUAUCAUAUCGCAGCACCUGAUGGUUGCAGGCCACAAAGGGAACCUGGGCAGGUUCAAGCUGUCAUCAAAUGAUAGAAAAUACAAACAAGCAUUCGGACAAACUCAGGAAGUUGUCACUCAAAUUUUCAGGCUUGACGGCCCAAAAGGAUUUUACAGAGGAUAUUUAGCUUCUUUGAUGACAUACAUUCCUAACAGUGCCAUCUGGUGGCCUUUUUAUCACUUCUAUGCAGAACAGCUGUCAAAAUUGGUUCCCAAUGAAUGCCCUCAUCUGGUCCUCCAAGGAAUUGCUGGUCCACUGGCAGCAGCCACAGCAUCUACACUCACCAACCCAAUGGAUGUGGUCAGGGCUAGGGUUCAGGUGGGGGGAAGGUCCUCGAUAAUUGGAACUUUCAAGCAUCUUCUCAGAGAAGAAGGUCCGUUGGGCCUGACCAAGGGAUUGUCAGCACGCAUCUUAUCUUCUGCCCCAACAACUCUCCUCUUGGUGAUUGGUUACGAAACACUGAAAAAAAUAAGUUUGAGGAAAGAGCUAAUGGAAACUCGACACUGGUAGCUGCCUUGAGUUAGGAUCUAAUUGCAACAAACAAAUGCAAGUUUCUACAGUGGCUAUUAAUGCAUUGUUAUGAAAGUUUGAUCACCUUAUAUGUGAACAUAUUGACUGAAAUGAUGCAGGUACCACAUUAAGGCAAAGGACCUUAUUGUAAAAAUUAUCUUUGUCUUUUGGUUUAAGAGUGUUAUCACACCCUAGUUAGACUCUAUAAUGUCUGAUAUUCUGUAACCUUGAUCAUAAAUUCACAUGUCAUGAGUGUCUGAACUGGAAAUCAAAUCAUUAUGAACAGUCUGCUUAGUGCAGCCAGUGGUGUAAUAUUGUCAUACUGUAUGCACUUGAAUUAUGGAAACACCUAUCAGUCCAUUGAUAGAUUUUGACUUUCAAACCUGGGAUUUGUUGGGGAAGAUUUUAAGUUGCAUUACAUAAAGUUGCUGCACUACCAGUAAGACUGGUGCUCCUAGAGGUUGGUGACGAGGUUAGGAGAUUUCUUGGCUUGAAAUGCUUGGAUAUUGGUCCGAGUGAAAUUGCUGUCCUCAUAGCCUCCCUAAUGUAUGAAUGGAAAUAGACUGAAGCUGCAUUUACACUGUAAGCCAGGAACAGAAUGAAUCACUCCUGAGAUUGUUCCACAUUUUGAAGCGUUGGCUUGGACAGACUCCUCAAACUUCAUUUCCUUUCUCUCUUUAUACAGCUAUUUUAAAGGCUAAAAGUGGUGUUUAAAUGCCCCACAGUGUUAUUCAAGCAGCUUGGAUCACUUUUAGCUUUAAGGGCAGAAUAGAUUCUGUGCAUUUAAUAGAAAUUAAUUAAUAUUUAUUUGAUGGUUCAUAAUGUACUUGUGAGUAACUGUUUUAUCUUCAUAAAACUUUUGCUUUUGAUAGCUACAAAUCAAAACAAAAUGGCAGCUUCAGUAUUUCUCUUUGACAUAGGCUCACUAAACAGGGGUCUUUGGACCAGAGUACAUAGCUGUAAUUGAAUCCCCAUUUUAAAAUACACAUUUCGUCCUGUUUAUUCUUACAAUAAAUUCCAGUGGUAUCAUUUAUAAUGGGAAGUACCUGUCACAAGGUAAUUAUACUUUCCUGUCGGUACUCAAAAUUACAUAGAAUUAUCAUAACAGAAACACAUCAUUCUGCCCAAUUGUGUCAAUGUUUCACACAAAUGUCCUCCCACUGAAUCUUCAUUUCACCCUAUAUUCUUUGUCUCACAUAUAAUUCCCUAGCUCUCCCAUAAAGGCAGAAAAUGUGACCUUUUCACAGAGGAACCUAUAAUAGUAAAGUGAAGAAAUGAACGAAGUCUAACAGUUUUAAUUGAUCUUCCUCGCCAUUGCACACAGAAUGUGAUGAGAAAAUAUCUUCUGAGGAGCAAGGAUUGUGGAUCGGGGAAUAAAUGGUUUAAACCAA